CAACGACGAAACGCCCCAGCCCAACACGCAGGGACCCGCUGCAGAAUCCAACGGUGGAAACGGUGGAAACGGUGGAAACGGAGGUAUGGAGGAUCUGUUCUCGACCACGAUCGCUCCUGUUCCUGGCGAAGGCCCCGUUUCCCUCCCUGCCGGUGAAACGCCCAUUGUGGAAACCGUGGAAACCGUGGAACCCCCGAAGCCCGUCGAUCCCUCGAUCCCUGCAGAACCGGAGAAACCGGAGAAACCGGAGAAACCGUCGGAGGCAGAGAUCGUGGCGCUGCGCGACCUCUUCGCGUCGGGCGUUUCGUCGCGUCUGCGCGCGGCGGUGGAGCGGCAGCACAGCCUUCUGUCGCUGCUGCAGACGGCGCUGCCGGAGUCUCUGGGCGCGUUCACGGAGUACUUCUACGCGCAGGUGCAGCAGACGCUUCUCUGGGGCGCGUCGCUUCUGCUGGCGUCGCUGUGUGUCCCGCACCCGCUUCUCUGCACGCAGCCGACCGCCUUCCUGGCUUCGCCGCCGCGUCCGUCGCUUUCGCUGCAUCUCCACGACGCCCUCCUCGCCCAGAUCCCCGGCCUCGCUCUCUCUCCCCGCGGCAUCCUCGCCCUCGCCGCGGGCAGCCGCCUCGUGGCCCACAGCGGCGUGCGGGAGAUUCUGCAGUCGCUGAUGGACUACACGCCGGAAUCUGAGCAGCUGGACGUGGAGCGUCUCACCGACUCGCUGCAGGCCGCGCAGCUCGUGCAGGCGUGGACCGAGGCCGCCAACGCCGCGCUGCGAGGCUUCUGCGCGCGCACCGCGGAGAGAGGAGCCGAGACUCUGUGGACUCACGCCGUGGAGAACCCGGGAAACGGGGAAACCGAGGGAGAAACCGAGGGAGAAACCGAGGGAGAAGGCGUAGCGGAAGGAAUCGUGCGGAUGGUGCGGGAAUUCUACACCGAAUUCGGCAAUACCGGGGCGUUGCUGGCGGAGAAGCCGGUGAAACCGCGGGACCCGUGUCCGGAGACGUUCAGAACCGCGGGGAUGACGGAGGAAGAGGAGGAGGGAGAAAUGUACGCGUAUAUCGAGAAAACGAUGGCGACCCGCGUGAAGGUGCUGCCGCUGGAGGUGCGAGCGGGGAUGCAGGACGUGUGGAUGGGAAUGCUGCGGACGAUGAUGAAGAAUUUGCAGGAGGAGGUGCGAGCCAGCGUGCUGUAUGAUUACCAAUUCCGAUGUCUGGUGGUCAACCUGGCGUUCGUGUUUUCGAUGACGAGUUGUCUGCUGGAGGACGCGAAGGAGCUCAGAGAGAUCGUACAGGGAGUAAUUCGAAGCGCAUGGGAACGAUGUUAUGAGCCCUCGGAAGUGACCGAGGAACAGCAGAAAGGCGCUGUGGAGAACGGAAUUGUCGAGUUUAUGAUGAUGGUUUCCGAGUAA
Blastocystis hominis is the source of this 1405-nucleotide messenger RNA. RefSeq lists its product as hypothetical. The coding region runs from base 86 to 1405 and encodes 439 amino acids. The transcript has 2 exons. Lineage: Eukaryota; Bigyra; Opalinata; Blastocystidae. The record is from RefSeq and is a predicted model, not a curated record.